CUUCCUGUACACAUCACAGAAGUUUUGUUUUCGAUUUGCUAAAACGCUAUUACAAGAUUAUUGAUAGAUUACUGUCAGCCAGUCAGCCAUUGAAAUAAAGGACAGAUGCCAAAAUGAGGAGACUGAAUGCCCUUAACCAGAAACAAGCCUUAAAAGUUGUGAAGGAACUUGAUGCCUUUCCUAAAGUUCCAGACGACUACAAGAAGACAACACCCACAGGAGGGGGAGUGUCCAUCGUUGUAUUCAUCCUCAUUGCUAUCCUUGUGAUGUCAGAGGUGGCUUAUUAUGCAUCCACACAGCUCAAAUUUGACUACGAAGUUGAUACAGAUGCUGACGGGAAACUGAAGAUCAACAUUGAUAUGACAGUAGCCAUGCCUUGCCAAUUGAUUGGAGCAGAUGUGGUUGAUAUGACCGGACAAGACACCAACAUGUUUGGACGCUUGACCUUAGACCAGACAUAUUUUGAACUUACACCCCGACAGCGUCAGUAUCAGGAUGUUGUCCAGGAGAUUAAUGCCUAUCUAAGGGAAGAGUAUCAUGCCAUACAAGAACUUCUGUGGAUGUCAAGUAUCUCAGCCGUCUACAAACAGGGCAUGCCGGAAAGGGAUGACAAUCCAGUGGGACAGCCGGACGCCUGUCGAGUUCACGGAUCCCUGGAGGUCAACAAAGUGGCUGGAAACUUCCAUAUAACAGCAGGAAAAUCGGUGCCGAUGAUACCAAGAGGACACGCCCACAUCUCCAUGAUGAUUAAGAAUUCUGAUUACAACUUCUCUCACAGAAUUGACCAUUUCUCAUUCGGCGAAGCAGUCAAUGGUGUAAUCAACCCUCUUGACGGAGAAGAAAAUGUCACUCCGGACAACUUCCAUAUGUAUCAAUACUUCAUGCAGAUCGUGCCAACAGAGGUUCGAACUUAUGCUGCCAACGUUGACACCUACCAAUACGCUGUUUCUCACCGGAACCGAAGCAUUGACCAUUCUUCUGGGAGUCACGGAGUGCCGGGAAUAUUUGUAAAGUAUGAUCUGAAUUCCCUGAAAAUUCGUGUUCGAGAGGUUCACCGACCAUUUGGACAGUUUCUCAUACGUUUAGUUGGUAUCAUCGGAGGAAUAUUUUCUGUAUCAGGUAUAAUGCAUUCCCUAGGUGGUGUGAUAACAGAUUUCGUUUGCUGCAAUUUCAAACUUGGACAAUACAAGAAGGAGGACAUACCCAGCAGUAUGGCCAACUCUAGUUCAAUCACAGACAAUUUUCCCUCGGAACAAAUUCCCGGGGUCAAUUUACUGGCAACAGACAGCUGAUGAUAGUUCUUAUAGAUGAAUUUAUUUUUAAUUGUGUGUUUGGAUGUUGAUUAUCUUGUGGGUACUGAAAGUACUUACAUACAUUCCUGAGGAGUAUUUAAUUUGAUAUACAUCAAUUUGUAAAUCAUGAUAAAUAUAUGUGCAAGUCUUUGUGAAGACUGACUUGCAAUUUUUCUACAGUGUGUAUAUUUUUACAUGUUUUGUAUGCGAGGUUAGACUUUGAAGAUGAGGUAGACAUCUUUGUUGGAUUGAAUUAAAUCACCAUGUCAUCAAGAUUAUUUAAAUACCUGCCAAGUAUACAGGAUAAUUAUGAAUAUUUUUUUGUUAAAAGAAAAAUUUAUUUAAUGGUACUUUGAGAAAACUGAUCACCGGUAUGUGUAUUUCUGAUCAGAACUGAGGAAGUUUGAAAGUUUUUAUUAAUUCCAACUUAAGUCUGUGUAAAGGUGAAGCUUCAUUUUACUGACAUCGACUUUAAACAUGUGUUGAGAACUUUCAUAUUCCAUGCAACAAUCUGGAAAGUUUCCCAAUAUGCAGUUUGGUAGUUAUUUUACAACUUCGUCUCACCUGCAACAAAUUAUUUUUUCCGGCAGCGUCAACAUUUCACAUCUAGUGCUGCAUCUAGAUUCGUUGCUCAAGAAGUAUAACUCCAACUUUAACCAAGAUUGGUAUAUAGUUAGAUCACAUUGUAGAAAUCUCAACUCAGCCUUCAUUUAUUGAAUAUCACCUAGAAUUAAUUGUCUAGCAACUCUCGAAUUUAGGGAUGCUCAGAAUCUGGUCUUUAAAGUUUCAUUUUUAGCUCAGUUUCUCAAAAUGCAUGAAUGUUAUUUCAACCAAACCUGGACUAUAGUCACAAUGCAGGAUGGACAUCUCAUCACACCCUAUAGAUUACAUGAAUUUUAUUUUUUUUUCUGUAUUUUUUGGUUAAAAACCUUACAUUUUCUGAAGUUGAACUUUAAUUUUAUAAUAAAUCAGAUGUAUUUUCCUCUCACUUAUCAGAAAGAUUGAUUUUUGGGGUGAAAAUUGACAUAUUUAGGUGAGUUUUGAGUGUUCCCCAUUAGUGAUUUUGAAAUAAUUGGCAUUUGUUUUGCAAAGCAAUCAUGCAUCAAUAUUUACACAUGUCUAUAAUGUAUUAUU
Pecten maximus is the source of this 2426-nucleotide messenger RNA. RefSeq names its product endoplasmic reticulum-Golgi intermediate compartment protein 2-like. The transcript is spliced from 11 exons. The record is from RefSeq and is a predicted model, not a curated record. Lineage: Eukaryota; Metazoa; Mollusca; Bivalvia; Pectinida; Pectinidae. Bases 114 to 1292 code for a protein of 392 amino acids. Gene Ontology annotation, biological process: retrograde vesicle-mediated transport, Golgi to endoplasmic reticulum; endoplasmic reticulum to Golgi vesicle-mediated transport. Gene Ontology annotation, cellular component: endoplasmic reticulum; COPII-coated ER to Golgi transport vesicle; membrane.